Tupaia belangeri chinensis (Chinese tree shrew) is the source of this 951-nucleotide messenger RNA. RefSeq names its product olfactory receptor 51H1-like. The record is from RefSeq and is a predicted model, not a curated record. Gene Ontology annotation, biological process: G protein-coupled receptor signaling pathway. Gene Ontology annotation, cellular component: plasma membrane. Gene Ontology annotation, molecular function: olfactory receptor activity; G protein-coupled receptor activity. NCBI's taxonomy places the organism in Eukaryota, Metazoa, Chordata, Mammalia, Scandentia, Tupaiidae.
AUGUCAUCAUUCAACCAAACUACUGAAAACCACCAGACCUUCUUCACCCUGACUGGGAUUCCAUUUAGAACUAUCUGGAUGGCUUUGCCCCUCUGUCUUCUUUACAGCACCACAUUCUUGGGCAAUUUCACCAUCCUUUAUGUCAUCAAAGUCGAGCAAAGUCUCCAUGAACCCAUGUACUAUUUUUUGGCCAUGUUAGCUGCCACUGACCUCAGCCUCUCAUUGUCUUCCAUGCCCACCAUGAUCAGUGUUCACUGGUUUAAUUGGCGCUCAGUAACGUUGGAUGCCUGCAUAACACAGAUGUUCUUUAUUCACACCUUUGGGGGGGUGGAAUCAGGUGUUCUGGUGGCCAUGGCCUUUGAUCGCUUUGUGGCCAUCUGCUUCCCUUUACACUAUGCUACCAUUCUCACUCAUGGUGUCAUUGGCAAGAUUGGAGCAGCGGUACUGCUGCGGAGUGUGGGAGCUGUGCUCCCUGUGCCUUUCCUCAUCAAAAGACUACCUUUCUGCCACUCCAACGUUCUUUCCCAUGCAUACUGCCUUCACCAGGAUGCCAUGAGGCUUGCCUGUGCUGACACCCGUAUCAAUAGCAUCUAUGGCCUGCUAGCUGUGAUCUUCAUCAUUGUACUAGAUGCUUUUAUCCUUUUGGUCUCUUACAUACUAAUCCUCCAGGCAGUAUUGAGCAUUGCAUCCCAGGAAGAGAGGAUCAAGGCUCUAAAUACUUGCCUUUCUCAUAUCUGUGCUGUACUGCUUUUCUAUGUACCUCUCAUUGGCAUGACCCUGAUUCAUCGUUAUGGGAAACAUUUAUCACCAGUAAUACACACAUUCAUGGCCAAUAUCUACCUACUACUCCCUCCUGUGCUCAAUCCCAUUGUGUACAGUGUUAGGACCAAGCAGAUCCGACAGCGGAUUGCCCAGGUGCUCUGUGGGGGAAGAGGCAGGAUUGGCCCUUGA